UCCUCGAUCCAAAUCACAGACUCUCUCUCUUCUCUUUCUCCUCUCUCUCUCUCUCUCUCUCUCUCUCUCUUCUCCCCUCUCCGAUUUCUCCUCCCGGCGGAGUCAAAUGCUCCGACCCGAAAUUCAAAUCGCUUCGAGUCCUUGCCGGACUCUGACCGGAAGUAGCCAAAUUUGACUUCGCGGUAACUCGAGUUGAAUUAUGGUCAAUCAAGCUCCAACAAGCUCAGAUAUGGAGGAGAAGCCGUCGUCGAAGAGAGUCAAGUCAGAGGACGACCACGUGGCGAAGGAGGUGAAGACGGAGGAGGACCAUUACGGUAGCAAAAGCUUGGAUACUGCGAAAGCCGAUAAGCUGGUGUGGCUGAUGAAGCUACCGCAGACGGUGGCCAAGUCUUGGAACUCGCACCCUUCCUCCGAUCCUCACCCCUUCGCCAAAGUAGCCCUCUCCCUUGAUCCGCUCGAAACCGAUAAGACCUCCUCUGUGCAGGAUGGAAAUACAAAUGGGGUAAAUGGAAAUAAUGUUGACUGGGAUACUGAAGAUGAGCUUGACGAGAUUGAAAAUUUCACUUUAUCUUCUUCUUCAGCUAAUCUGGGCCCUGGGGAGAGGAGCUCAUCUCUAGGACCUUCCAAUACAAAAGUUUUUGGUCAUUUUGUUAGCAUGGGAUUUUCUCAAAAAAUGGUUGCCAGAGCUAUUCAAGAACAUGCAUAUCCAGGUGAGGAAGACGCCGAUUCAAUUCUGGAAAGCCUCCUCUUACAUGACCACUUCUAUGAUUCGGGUGAUUCCAUUCGAUCAGAUUGUGAAACUGGUACAACAGUACAGCUAGCUAGUUCUUUAUUAACUUGUGUCUAGUAGAAAUUCUUCCUUCAUUAAGCAUUUGGACUUGUUUGCAGAUCUAGAUUAUUAGUAGAUAUGGGUCAUUUUGAACUGAUGUUCAUGAUUAGGUUUGUGUACAUAAGACAAUGGUGGAUUAAUGAAAAUUGCAAUGAAUGAUUUUGG
Rosa chinensis is the source of this 994-nucleotide messenger RNA. RefSeq lists its product as uncharacterized. Lineage: Eukaryota; Viridiplantae; Streptophyta; Magnoliopsida; Rosales; Rosaceae. The coding region runs from base 200 to 847 and encodes 215 amino acids. The record is from RefSeq and is a predicted model, not a curated record. The transcript has 4 exons. Gene Ontology annotation, biological process: transcription initiation at RNA polymerase II promoter.